GUUCUGAGAGUGUAGUUUGUUUCUUUCUCAGAUUUUGCUCAAUUUUGACGAUAGCACAAGAAGGUCGACGUUACAAUACAGCUGCGCAUCAUGUCCUACACAUAUCCUCUUCCUGAGUUGAGUGACUACGACGUUUCUGAGAAAACUGGUUUCCUCCCAGAGGAGCUUCCCGUCACUAGACUUCCAGCUUAUUACGAUUCGUGGGAAAAUACUGUUGGCGUGCUACCAGCACUCUUAUUAACAAAGCGCAUACGUUCUGUUGUGGACAAAUUCGAAGUUCUAGACACAUCGCACUUGGAAACCGAACCCCAAUGGCGCCGGGCCUAUUCGGUGCUCGGAUUCCUAUCCCACGCUUACAUAUGGGGGGUCGAUAUUCCGACCAACAAACUGCCUGUGCAGCUAGCUAAGCCAUGGAUCGAGAUUUCUGACCAUCUAAGAAUUCCACCGAUUGCAACUUACGCAGGUUUGUGCCUCUGGAACUGGCAGGAGAUCCUUCCGCAAGAAGGCAAGUAUGAGGACGAUGAAACAUUUUUGGACAACCUACGGACAAUUAGCACGUUUACUGGUUCCACAGAUGAAUCGUGGUUCUAUCUGGUGAGUGUAUACUUCGAGUAUCGGUGUGCGCCAUGCAUCAGAACGGGUCUGGAUGCAAUCCGAUACGCUAGGAGUGACGAGCCAGAAAAGGUGACUGAAUGUCUCAAAGAACUGGCUGAAAGCAUAGAUUAUUUAGGCAGUGUGUUGAUGAAGAUGGAGGAAAUGUGCGAUCCCCAUGUUUUUUACUACAAGCUGAGACCUUACCUUGCCGGCUGGAAAAACAUGGAGAGUGCAGGCUUGCCUAACGGCGUUUACUAUGGAGAUGAGAAAGAGCCAAGGCUAUUAAGUGGCGGGUCAAACGCCCAAUCUUCUUCGAUCCAGACGCUAGAUUUGCUGUUGAAUGUGAAUCAUAUGGCCACUGGAGAGUCGACUUCAGAUGAAGCACAUGCCAACCCUUUUAUGAGCGAAAUGAGAAGCUACAUGCCUGAGAAGCACGCUGAUUUCUUGGAGCAUCUAUCAAAAGUCAACAUCGUUCGUGACUAUGUUAUGAAAAACGCUUCGAAGAACAAGGAACUGGUGCUUGCGUAUGAUGCCAGUGUUGCCAUGUUGAAAAUAUUCAGAGACAAACACAUUAGAAUUGUCACUCGUUACAUUGUCAUCCAAGCACAAAAGGAGAAGACCAUGGGAUCAGAGGGUGUGCAGAAGAGCACGCUAAGAGCUGGUUUGGCUAAAAGCAACAGCAAAAGUAAGGUGCUGAGAGGUACUGGUGGUACUGCGUUAUUGCCAUUCUUGAAACAAUGUCGGGAUGAAACCGGUAAUACUGCAGCUGGUAGUUGGGGUAAAAGACUCUUGUCUGUUAAAGAGAAAAACAGUUUUGUUACUGAGGAGAAAAUAGAGGGUAAAUCUGGGAAGAAGGCAGAUGCAGUAAACACUUCCAGUUUGACUUCCACUAUGGCUGAUAACGUCAGAAACUAAAACAGCUCGUGGUUACCUUAGUGAACUUUUUUUCCUAUAUACAUGUACAUCUUUUUUUAUAUAUCUCUUUACGAAUAAUGACAGCAAACGCCGCAAUAUUUUACUGUGACAAAAAAGUUCAUUGCAUUCUA
Messenger RNA from Pichia membranifaciens NRRL Y-2026, 1640 nucleotides. RefSeq lists its product as hypothetical. The record is from RefSeq and is a predicted model, not a curated record. Gene Ontology annotation, molecular function: metal ion binding; indoleamine 2,3-dioxygenase activity; heme binding. Bases 91 to 1509 code for a protein of 472 amino acids. The transcript has a single exon. Gene Ontology annotation, biological process: 'de novo' NAD+ biosynthetic process from L-tryptophan. Gene Ontology annotation, cellular component: cytoplasm. NCBI's taxonomy places the organism in Eukaryota, Fungi, Ascomycota, Pichiomycetes, Pichiales, Pichiaceae.